GGAUUUUAGGGCCCACCCACUAAACGACUCCCCUGCACUCUUACACCCGACGUCCGAUCUCCGUCCGGGGUCAGAACCCGUUCAGAGUAGGGGGGUUCCCGCGGUCAACACUACAACCAGACACGCGGCGCCACCCCGAGGACGCCCGACCGACGGGUCGUCGAGGCGAUAGUCGACGACCAACGACGUCGGUCUCGACGUGCAACCUAACUUAACCAUCUGCCCUCUGAGUUUCUCGCCGGAUCAUCUCAGCGGUUGGCGAUUUCUAUCCGGUAGUAGAUUCAUUCGCGAAGCAGCUGCCCUUGAGUUGUUAGGUCUCCUUUGGAGGCGCUCGGGUAGCUGUUAGCAAAUUUCACCCCUCCUGGCUGAGCCUUUGCUCGCCAACCUGUCCUGGUGAAAUUGGAGAGGCCUCCGGACCACCAGUAAUCCCUCAAGCAUAAAAAAUACCAAACUACUAAUUGUAUAGGACUCGUUGCAGAUCCGUCGUAUCAUCCGAUAUAUGAAGCUCAAUAAUACCAAACAAAUAUAGGUAUUCUCUAAACGACACACAAUUCAGAUGAUACAAUUAAAAAUGGAUGACAUUCGCUUGCUUAGAACACCCAUUACACAUGAGAUCGCGAUAAUAAUUAGCCUGCCAAAGGAUCAGAGACGGUUACGACCAAAACAACCGUACGUGACGAGGGCAGGGUUACGUCACCCCUCGAUAACAGAGCGACGACCACGUAUAUGGAGCUCGGCUACUGGCGCGGCGCGAUCCUUCAGUACGCGACGCGCCAUCGGACAAAACGUACGCGGAUUUCAAAAUAACACAACACAACACGAAAGUAAAAAAAUAUAAAAACAAUCACCGGCACAAUCAUGUCAACAAAGGUUGAAGCCCCCGCCGUCUGUAACAGCUGCGACAAAGUGAUUCAAGGCAGAAUCGUGACGGCGCUGAACAAGAAAUGGCAUCCCGAGCACUUUGUCUGCAACACCUGCCGUAAGCCAAUCGAUGGAGCCAAGUUCCACCAGCACAACAACGGUGUCCAUUGCGUGCCCUGCUUCACCAAACAUCACAGCCCGCGGUGCCAUGGAUGCGGCGACCCCAUCACUGACCGUGUGAUCCAAGCUCUUGGCGUAUCGUGGCACGCUCACCACUUCGUCUGCGGUGGAUGCAAGAAGGAGCUUGGCGGUGGAGGGUUCAUGGAACAGGCUGGCCGUCCCUAUUGCUCCGAUUGCUAUGCAGACAAGUUCGCCACUCGCUGCAAGGGGUGCGGAAAUCCAAUCGUCGAUAAAGCCAUCAUCGCGCUUGACGCUAAGUGGCACCGCGAUUGCUUCACGUGCAUGGUAACGACGCAUUCUAACGUGUAUAUAUUACAGGGGUUUGUUCCUUACAACGAUAACGGUAAAAGUGAAAGCCCUUUUAUGAGCAAAUAUAAUGUUCCCUGAACUUGGUCGCUCUAAACGACCUUAUAGCCAAAGCUAGGUAAAUUGUAUUGCCGGGGUCAGUUGUCUAAUGCUUGACCAGAUGAAAUAAUGAUACUUGGUAGACAUUUUGUUUGCCGUAAGAUUGAUGGGUUCUUUUAUAAACGCCGGACAUACUUCGGAUAAAUAUACAUAAUCCUGAAGUAGUUAGAGAUCGCAUAGAGCUCUUGAGUGAAUCCAAUCCGUAAUGGGCAGCAUUUGAAGCCAAAGAAGUUAAUUCGCUAGUUAAGAAGCUAAUAGAUACUGCAAAAAUUAAAAGUACCAUGUUUUAUGGUAAAGCAACAUCACAGCCUUCCUAUAGCUAUGUAAUUGUGACAAACAAAAGGAACAAACCCCAAUUCGAAAUUUAGAAAUAGUCAAUUUUGCAUCAAACUGAAUUUAUUCAAAUACUUUAUGAACAAUCUUUCGAUAGGCGGAUAGAAGCAACAUUCGGAUCGUUGAGAGAAAGUGAGUAGAGGCAUAAUGCAAUUCCGAAACAGCAUACCGGUGUCAGAUAAUAAAUGCGAAUGGCAUCAUUAAAACAGCCAAAGCUUCAGCAAUAACAUAGAACUUUGCGCUCUUGCCAAAAUAAAGACAUAAAAACAAUGAGUUAUGUUUUGAUGUACUAAAUAAUAAUACGUUCUGGACAAAAUCUUGGCAGCGUGGUGAUAUUGGAUGACUUAUGAUGAGUUCAAGGUCUCCUUGAGGGUUUGUUGGAUUUAGAGAAUCAGGUGGGAAAAUAGAUGAUCUUGGAGAAAUAGAGUAUGUGGGCGCGGCAUGAUAAACGAAUGUAAACAUUUUAUGGAUACGGCAUAACUACGGGUAAGAGGGUAGUUGCGGUAGUAACAUAUGCCAGCCGUUAAACAGUGGGAGAUAUCGGACUCUUGUCUCAAGUUAUGGUGGUUUGAUGAAUCAUUACCCUGCAAAUUGAAAGCUGAUGUAUUGAUCAGUAUUUUAUGCAUACUAUUGGCAGUAAAAUUACUUUAAAAUUUAAAGCCACGCUGCUGUCUCUGUAUAGUACACAUCCCAUAACUCAAUGAUACGCAAUUUAAUGAAAAAUAACCAUAGUUUAAUAAAACGCAGAUUAUAUUUUUCAUUGAAAUCAGCAACGCACUAAAAUCAAGAAAUGCGCCGAAUUUUUUUUUUGGUGGUAGACAGGAAACAUUUUUUUUAAAUAAUUCCAAUAAUACGCUAUUUUCUAACACACACAAGGGUUUUGAAAGUCCACACGAUUUUUGCUAUUUUAGAUAACAUUUAGAUAUGAAAUGCGUUACAUAUAGUAGAAUCUGCAUUUUAAGCAAAUUUUUCUCUCUCAAAAAAUUUCUCUUUAUAAGUUCAGUACUCCUUAUUCAAAGGUCUUAUGUGAAAGUAUUCUCCUCUGUCUUUAAUACUUUCUUACAUUAGGAAAGAAUCCUAAAUUAUAACAAUUUCUCUGAUUGUUAUUUAGUAGAUAUGAAAGUCUCUUUUAGCGACUUCUCUCCCGUUAUCCAUUCAGUUGCAGGACUUCGCGUUAUUUUCCCGCCGUAUUCGCCACUAAUUCCUAUCUUGAUUCCACCUUUAUACGUAUAUUCCUGGCUUUUUCUAGUCACGAACCGUCACGCGUUCCAAAUUAAAGAAGAAAACAUAUGACGUUAUUCCCAUAAGUAAAUGCAAUUGAAGCUUCUUCGUACCUGAUAUUUCAAGAUACUGUUGUGUCUUAUCAAAUUUUAACUAAGGAAAAUCGUACGGUGGAAGAUCACAUCUGUGGAGAGUUGGAGAAACUAAUGGCUGCAUCUCCCCAAAAAUUAAAAUUUGAAAGCCUAACAAAAGCUAUUUACGAAAACUAACACUUAACCUCUUAAAUUUAUGAAUUAAAUUAACAUUAUAAACGUUCACAAAUUACAGAAGUGCAGGAAUCCAGUGACCGAUUCGACAUUCUCCGUGAUGGAAAACCAGCCACUCUGCGGUAAAUGCGCUUAAUUCAUCACAAAUAUAUAAAUAAAAUCCCCCAUCGAGAUGUAUAGUAACACUUUUAGAAUUGAUGUGACAUAAAUUGUAACUAUUCAAAUGUAUAGUGAAUUAAUGUUGGAAUUAAUAAAAAUAUCAUGAAAUCUGACAGGGCUACCGUAAAACAUAGAACUGCGCUAGUGACAACAUGAAGAUUAUUUGUAAUGUUUCACACUAAUUGCACAUCAACAUUAAAAAAAAUAUAAAAAAAAGAGUUUAGGUAAGACUAGGUAACUAAAAGGAAUAUGUCAGAUUUUUUUAAUUAAUUUCAUUGUCACAUGAUUAUUUACAAGUUAUAAAAUCAGCUAAUCGGUCUACCUAUAACGCUCAUUCCCCAUUUUAUCGACAUCCUCACAGUUGUUAGCGACAGUUAUCAGGGUACGCCGAAGCAAAACUUUUGUGUCACUUUCAAUUUUAAAGAUGUGAUUAAUAUAUUUUAUCUACAUUAUUUUAUUAUGUCUUAGUUCAUAGAAAACUUUUAAAUAUCUUUAAUUAUGAUGAUUUUCUCUGGAAUUUAUGUCGUUCAAUAAACAAACGAAAAAAAGAAUGCACCAAAGAUAAAUUACUCACGCGCAAUAAUAUUUCGUGUGUAAAUAAACUUUUAGUGUUACAUUAUUAUUACAUUUCUGCAUAGAGGAAUUUCAAAGCAUAUUAAUAAUUCGCACUACAGAUAAUUAGAAAUAAGGUUUGUCCUUAAAAUCCAAGAUAAUGAAGAAGAAAAAAAGGUUUGUGCGAAUUGACACCAAAUAAACAGGGUUCAGUGGAGACGCUAGUGCGUUUCACUUACAAUUAUGUAAAUGAUGUGUCUAAUCUUUACUUUCUUAAAGCAAUCCGUUAAAAUCCAUAAACGUAUUAUAGUGUAUCAAAAGAAAAAAUAUUACAAACAAUUAAUUAUAAGUUCCAGUACAAAAUUGUACUGUUUUAAUGUCAAAGACAUAAAAUUUUAGAAUAAGAAAUUGAAAACAAUUUAAAUAUUUGUGAUUAAUAAAGCACGCUGUGAUGCUUAAUAAGCUUUGGGCUAAAUUUUUGUUUUUCGUUUCACUUUUUACUAAGCUAAGAUUCAUUUUGUACGCUUCGAUAAAGUUUUUGAAAUAAAUAUAUUUUUUUGUUCGACAAUAAA
Messenger RNA from Bombyx mori (domestic silkworm), 4549 nucleotides. RefSeq names its product transforming growth factor beta-1-induced transcript 1 protein. The transcript has 5 exons. The record is from RefSeq and is a predicted model, not a curated record. NCBI's taxonomy places the organism in Eukaryota, Metazoa, Arthropoda, Insecta, Lepidoptera, Bombycidae. Gene Ontology annotation, cellular component: nucleus; Z disc. Bases 859 to 1428 code for a protein of 189 amino acids. Gene Ontology annotation, molecular function: transcription coregulator activity.